UAUUGUCCGUGCUGCCACUAUGCUCACGGGAUAACUCAUCUAAAAAGAGAAAAAAGAAACCAGCACAGAACUAGGUUAGCCUCCGACCAUGGCACUCACUUUGCCACUGUCACCAUCUUUAAUUUCAGCAAUCAAACAUAUAAACUUCAAUCUACCCCCCAAUUCAUUUUCUCUUUACAACCAGAAACCCACCAACAAACUCUUCAAUUCGAGGACCCUUUUCUCAAACCCCAUCUUCUCAACAAGAGUUCAAGCACUCAAAUCUGAUGGUGCUGGUUGGAAGAAAAGAGGUAAAGAAUCAUACAGUGACAGUGAUGAUAGCGACUAUGAAGAUGACACACCAAAAGAAAAUGACCCUUAUGUUAUGACUCUUGAAGAGAGACAAGAAUGGAGAAGAAAAAUUAGACAGGUUAUGGAUAAGAAACCUCAAGUUCAAGAGGUUGUAGACACCGAGGAAAAGAAGAAGAAAAUGCAAAAGCUAAUUAAUGAUUACCAACUUGUUGUGGAAGAAGAGGAUCCUAAUUGGCCUCAAGAUGCUGAUGGCUGGGGAUUUAGCCUUGGGCAGUUUUUCGACAAGAUUACCAUCCAAAAUAAAAAGAAGGAAGAUAAUGAUGAUGCCGAGGACGAUGAUGUUGAUGAUGAUAAGCCAAUAGUGUGGCAAGAUGAUAAUUACAUUCGUCCUAUCAAAGAUAUGAAGGCUGAGGAAUGGGAUGAAACUGUGUUCAAAGACAUUAGUCCUUUGAUUAUUCUUGUGCACAAUCGUUAUAGAAGGCCAAAGGACAAUGAAAAAAUUCGAGAAGAACUAGAGAAGGCUGUGCAUAUCAUAUGGAACUGCAGAUUACCCUCACCAAGAUGUGUGGCACUUGAUGCUGUUGUUGAGACUGAAUUAGUUGCUGCACUUAAAGUAUCGGUUUUCCCAGAAGUUAUCUUUACUAAAGCAGGGAAGAUUUUAUUCCGUGAUAAAGCAAUUCGUAGUGCAGAUGAGUGGUCAAAAAUCAUGGCCUUCUUUUACUACCGUGGAGCCAAACCAUCAUGUUUGACUAACAUUCCAGAUUUCCAGGAAAAUAUUCCUUCUUUUACCAUUGAUAAUCCAGUAUCCUGAAAAAUUGAAGAGCUCGAAGUUUAUACUAAGCCAUAUCGCGGAAGUAUUUCCAUCUAGCGUUCUGUCAUUGUGUAAAAUAUGCAAGGAAGUGAAUGCAUAGCUCCGUUGACUGCAGUGCAUACAAUAUGAUAAAUAACUGCAAGAAAUUCCUGCAAUGGGCUGUUUGAUGUGUGACCGUGGAAGCCAUCAUCACCUUAGGCUUGGCUUGGUGGGUUAAAAGAAAAAUGGAAUGUCGAAGAUGAAUCUUCAUUUGCAAAUUGCGAGUUAAAUCAAAAAAUACUUUGAGCCUUGUGCAUAUUUAGAAAGUACAGAUAUCAUUUGUAGUGGACUAACUUAAGAUUCGUGGGGGAUUAUGAGUAAUGUCAUCUGUGUGCAUCAAGAAGGCUCUCUCUGAGGUUGAUGAUGGUGACUGUCAGAGGCAUCAGCAUUUUUGUAGUAGGAAGUAGUGUUAUGUUAAUUUCAUUUUUCACGUGAACCUUGAAUAUUGCUAUAUUUAAUGUAAAUGUUUUUCUUUAUCUUACUGGAAAAUA
Medicago truncatula (barrel medic) is the source of this 1632-nucleotide messenger RNA. RefSeq names its product thioredoxin-like fold domain-containing protein MRL7L, chloroplastic. The transcript has 4 exons. Gene Ontology annotation, biological process: regulation of DNA-templated transcription; chloroplast organization. Gene Ontology annotation, cellular component: chloroplast stroma. The record is from RefSeq and is a predicted model, not a curated record. The coding region runs from base 89 to 1102 and encodes 337 amino acids. NCBI's taxonomy places the organism in Eukaryota, Viridiplantae, Streptophyta, Magnoliopsida, Fabales, Fabaceae.